CGGUGUACAUAGACGGAUUCGUACGGCUUUGAAGUCAAACUUGUACAGGUGCGACAGAAUUUGGGAGCUAAAUUUCUCUAUUUUUGGACAAACUAUUCGAAAUCGGAAGGGACCAGCUGAAAUAAUGAACACAUAUUUGCUGGCAGUGGUGCUGGCCACAAGUUUCUCAUUCGCGGAUGUUGCUGGCAAUUCUCAAGUGACACCGGUCGUGUCCAUCACAGUUAUCGCUCCGCAGCCUGACCCGAACAUGCCCGUCCUCGACAAUAACCACAUGUACGCACACAAGGACCAGCCGAUCAUCCUGGCGUGUACAAUUGACAACAAACCGCCAGAUACCUUUGUUCAUUGGAAUUUCUACCCAAAAGACAGCUCGACUGUCAUUCCGAUCUCGUUCAAUCUACAAAGUUACGACGACUCAAAAUGGAAAGUUGAAGCGGGCGUUGCCAAGGGGAACACGUAUCGUCUGUCGCUACUCUCGCCGGGCGUGAAAUCAGAAGGAAGAUACGAGUGUUCUGCAGAAUACGACGAUUUCGCCCCGCCGGUGAAAGAGGGAAAAUAUAUAGAAAUUAUUUCCAAACCCAUCAUCAGUGCAUCUCGAUCCAGUACGGACAUCAGCGCCAAGCCCGGGGACAACGUGGAGUUGCAGUGUCAGGCGGAAGGUUUACCAACCCCUGGUGUCACCUGGAGGCGGGCGGGGAAAGCUUUCUUGCCGACUGGCGGUGAAUUCCAUACUCAACCGAGUAUGACCAUCAAGAACAUCCAGCCAGAGCAUCAGGGAGAGUACAUCUGUGAAGCAAAGAAUAAAGCUGGUCAAGACACGCUCAAGAUCGUUAUCAAACUGAACUUUCCUCCAAAAAUCACGGCAGAAAAAGAGGUAUACCAAAAAGUUGGCUACAAAAAGGAUCUUAUCUGUAUGAUCGAUGCCAGUCCGAUUCCCAAAGAGAAUCAGGUCGUCUGGUCCAAGAGUGGCCGGGUCAUCACCACAGGAGGAAGAUUUAAAAUUGGCUACACUUAUGGAUUGAACUCUGUUGAAUCGUAUCUAAGCAUCCUUGGGGUGCAACCAGAUGAUUUCGGAGCAUAUACCUGCGUCGCCACAGCUGAUGGCAAUUCAAAGUCUGCCACGAUUACGUUAGCAGAAUCAGACAAGGCCACCAAAGACAAGACCGGGCGUUUCAUAGUUUCAAGUUCGCCAGCAUCCCUGGGCAUAUUAGCACUGAUAGCCGUAUCAUUAUUCACUUCCUUACAUAUCAUCCUGUUCUAAGCGGAAGUCUGAAACGCCAACCGCAGACAAGCGAGGCCUGAUGAUCGGAGCCUCAUCGCCUCUGACGAUAUCUCUUGCUACAAUCGUAUUGUGCCUUACUGCGUUACUUAUCCACGGACGAUAAAAUAAUGACGACAAAUUCCAAGUUGACUGCACGUCAUGCCAAAGAACUUUGUGAGGUGUGGUUUUUCUGAAAGUGUACCCUCGUCAGCAAUAAUUUUAAAGGUGUAUGCCAUUUGUAAUUACUGGUGGUCCAGGAAAAUAGAAAUGCAGUUAUACACAAUGCCGUAGUCCGGUUACUAUGCAUACAAAUUUACUGAAACUUGGAAUUUAUAGUAUUCGUUUAUAUGUCUGAACAAUAGCGUUGUUGAAAUUCAUAUUCGGAACGUAUUUACACAAUUCGAAAUUUUCAAAUUCGAUUUUGAAUUUCAAAUAUUUAACGAUUGGUGGACCUUUAAGAACAACUCGAGGAUGGACAGAAGAUAGUGUAAUACUGUGCAGUAUUUUUGAUGAGACUAUCUAUGAGUCACCUUUGUACGCCUUUCUUAAAAACAUUUUACCCUGCCACUGUUUCACACAAUGUGUUUUUGGUAUUGACAUUUUAAGAAUCCACGGAAACUUUGUUAACCUUUUGACAUUUGAAAAUAUUAUAAGUGUUUUUGGAUUUCGAGAAGUUUUCAAAUGGAAAAUUUCUUUUGUUCUGAGAGUCCUUUGUUUGUUCAAUCGGUAAAUUUCAGAAACUAUUAUUAACCCUUUCACCAUCGCAUAUGGCUAAAGGGCCUAUUUAUAUUUCGGGCCUGUACCCGCUAAAAAAACCUUCACUGGUCAAUGAAGGCUGCCAUUUACAUCAUGUGAUAUCACAGGAUGUAAAGCUGUCUCGAAAAAGCUCGUGAAGAAAACCAAAUAAUCAAACCGGUAGCUCUCAUGGCCUUGUCAAGAAUGGGUAUGACCCUAUAGGGGGUCACCGGUAACCUGUACACAUGCAUUGCAUUAUACGCACUACUUAGAACUCCCCUGUCUGAAAAAUGGUUUGUCCCAUCUGGAUUUACCCCUUGAACUUUAUGGACCCAAAGCUCGAAACGUUUAUUUUGAAUUUGGUCCUAGAAUGAACAAGGUACUAAUGCUAAUACUUAAGUGGAUGUACAUUGUAAUUACAUGUACAGUGUAAAUAGGUAUUGUAACGUUUUAUACAAGAUUUGUAAGCAUUUUAUAUAUUCGUUACUGUAGACUGCCAAUUUUUCGAGAGUGUUUUAUUUUCGCGAAUUUUGCAAAUAAUCUUGAUUCCGAAAAUUAAAAUUGUUGAAACAUACUUAAAUUGGAAGAAGGAGACGUUUUUUCAUAAUUCACCAAAAUAAAAAUCAUGAAUUAAUUUUUUGGAAAUGUUUGCAAAUCACGGUUGAAAGAGAUUGCGAAAUUUGGCAGUUUGCAGUUAUGCUUCUUAUAUAUAGUUAAGUAGGCCUUAUGAGGACUUGAUAUAUGUGACCCGCCAUGACAAAACAGGUCGCAUGUCGCUCUGAGCUUGACAGGUUGAGACAGACUGGUUGUUCAUUUCACCAUUGUCUGCCUUUUGUAAAAUCGGAGCAUAUCAAUUUCUUCUAUUAUGUCCUGGUGUCAUUUUAGGCUCAUCUUCUGUGCGACAUGCGACUCAUUUUGUCGUGGUGGGUCACAUAUGGCGAAAGGAUUCUUGAUGGAGAGGUUGAGCGGAAUUCCGACUCUGACCCAGCUCUGAGAUUGCUCCUGUUCUUCCGCGAUCACUCUGCACUUGGAGGUGAUUUUCUCCAGGGAGUAUCCCUCCUCCAAGGCGGGAUGAGCACUUUUCAGGGUCGCUGUGGUUGAGGUGCCGAUUGGAUUCAUCGGCCCAGUGAUUCUGACUUGGCCAGAGGUGGAGUCCACGCAAGCUACUCAUGUUUCUCACUAGGUGGGGUCUUCAACCUGGCCUGGCAUAGACACCAGAUACAAGGAACCUCGGUUUGAAGUCUCAUCGGAGGACUAAAUUCAGUCUGGAAGGCGAGUAGAGGUCAGAUAUUAAACUUAACCUCUCUACUAUUUUAUAACUAAAUUGCUCCCAUUUUUAAAGUCGUCGGUAUAUUCAAGGGUUUCCAUUAGAAAUAUCAUGAUAUUUUAAAGUUGUACAUUAUAUAUAUUUCAUUGAUGGAUGGAAAAGUUGCUGGAUGAAAUGAUGUAUAAAAAGUGAACGCUAUAAAGAAUUCUUUCCCGAUUUUAUUUGUGAAACAAAAUAUAUGAAAAAUUGCCUUUCUGGUUGUGGUAGGUGUAAAUUUUCAACUCCUGAAUAUCAUUUGAAGAAAUUUGUGCAAUUAUUCAGUUUCAUCACGCUUAUGAUUUAGCAUUCUUUCAAAUUUUGAAAUUUUGAUGUGAAAUUUGUCGGACGGAAAUAUAUCCUCAGGUUAAGUAUUUCUGUGUCCUGUCUCAUGUCAUUGCACUGGGAGCAUGUGAUGUUCUACACUGUAAUCAUGUGCGGGUCAACACUUGUAUGUGUUCGCAAGAGGACUUGGCCUUUAAUUGCUUUGCUUCGGAUUUAUCUUCAGAAUAAUGUCAGACCUUAACACUUUUACACCGAAAUUCCUUAUCGGAAUUUUUCUCUUUAGUGUAAAUAAUUUCAUUUCUAUUUGUAUAUUUAGAAAGAAGGACAUAUUUCGUGAUUAAUGUAUUUGUAAAUAAUCAAUGAAUAAUCAAUGAAUAAUCAAUAGAAUUGAAAAAGGUUGCGUUUGCAUCAAAUAUAUCGUGUUGCCAUCUAUAGGCUGAGCUUGGCGGCAGAUAAUUAGAUUUUUGAAUAGGUUUCAUAAGAGCAUGAACUGGGCCAUUAUUUUGACGGACUCUGAAAUUGAGGUGGUUUGCAGCACUCCAAAGUUUAUGAUAGGCGUAUGAUUGGCCUGACUGGUACUCUGAAAGUAUCACUGGUAUCUGUCAUGUUUUAGGUCAUCGCGUGAUUUGUCCGUCUAUUGUCGUAGUUCCACCUAUCAUAAAACCCCGUGUUUUUUCAAGACCCGUGUCUUCGCCGUGUGUCAAAAAACCCGGGGCGCACUUACACCUAUCAGUGGUGUUAGAUAAUGGUUAACAGCCCCGGCGACAGGUGCGCUGUAGGUAGGGAGCUCUCCUGUGUUUCUUUCCCGUUGGAGGGGAAUUUCGCAUGCGUAAUACCGAGGCAACUACACCGCGCCAUCUGUCGCCAGAUCUUAGAACUUACAAGUGCCGUGUCUAUUCAGAUUCCACCUAUCAAAAAACCCGUGUUGAACACGGGUCUAAAUUAGCCCCCGAUUAGCCCCAUCGAGCUCGAUGGGGCUAAUAGACACGGGGAUUUGACACACGGGUCUAUUUAGACGCAGCAAUUCAUAGGUGUAAGCGCAAAAGACACGGGGAUUUGAAAGGUGGAAGUACGACUUAUAUCUCGAUCGAAAAGCGUGACAGCUGUCAUGAGCAUGAGACACUGUGUAUAAUACAUGCAAAUUGCAAUCAAGGUUUGUUGAAUUUGUCACCCUAAUGCCGGGUUGAAAUAUAAUUGAUUUUCCCACUUUCGUUUUGGUAAAUUUAAAUCAUCUGGUAUUGAUAUUGGCUGCUCAGACUCUCGGCCCUUCAGUUCAACAUUUGGCCUAAUAAGAAAACUCUCCAUAUGAGUAUGGCCAAAAUUUCAUAAGCAAUCUCGCCUUGUGUGUGGCUUAUAUACAUAUAGUCCUCCCCUUGCUUCAUUUGAUGUAACGCAAUGAUUGCCAUUUAAUGAUCACAAUUAGGCCCCAUGUAAGAAAUGUUUAGUUUGAUAGCUAAUCUAUUGUAAAAAUUUCUUGAUAAGAACCGAUAUUUUCAUAGGUCCAUAUUGAUUCCAUUUACAUGUACUCAAAAAAGGAUCACAUAAAUACUUUUAUUGAAGUA
Molecule: messenger RNA, 5146 nt
Organism: Lineus longissimus
Lineage: Eukaryota; Metazoa; Nemertea; Pilidiophora; Heteronemertea; Lineidae
Product: protein amalgam-like
Exons: 10
Coding region: 125-1261 (378 amino acids)
Cellular component (GO): neuron projection
Source: RefSeq, a predicted model, not a curated record